AUGGGAGAUGGAAGACACAAGGCAGUAACAUACACUGAUUUCUUAGUGGUAGACCAACCUUUUGCCUACAAUAUCAUCUUUGGAAGACCCUUGAUGAGAAAGGCUAAGCGUGUUUUGGCCAUAUUUCUUAGUGGUAGAAUAAUCAGGACAAACAUAAACUUAUUACUUACACUCCAGUUCGGUCACAGGGAUACUGCAGGGCAAGAGAGAUUUAGGAGUCUAAUUCCUAGUUACAUCAGAGAUUCUUCUGUUGCAGUAAUCGUCUAUGAUGUAGCUAAUAGGCAAUCAUAUUUGAAUACUUUUAAGUGGAUGGAGGAGGUACGCACAGAACGAGGGAGUGAUGUUAUUAUUGUACUUGUUGGAAACAAAACUGAUUUGGUUGACAAAAGACAGGUUUCCAUAGAGGAAGGAGAUAACAAGGCCCGUGAAUCUGAGAUCAUGUUUAUAGAAACCAGUGCAAAAGCAGGAUUCAACAUCAAGCCUCUAUUCCGCAAAAUAGCGGCGGCCUUACCUGGGAUGGAAAGUCUUUCUUCAACAAAACAGGAAGAGAUGGUGGAUGUGAACUUGAAGUCGACCGCCAAUUCAUCCCAAACAGAGCAACAAGGAGGGGGCUGCCCUUGUUGAAGGAAAAAUGCACCAUUUACUAAAAGCGCAAGGGAGAA
Messenger RNA from Hibiscus syriacus, 662 nucleotides. Its product is annotated as ras-related protein RABH1e-like. NCBI's taxonomy places the organism in Eukaryota, Viridiplantae, Streptophyta, Magnoliopsida, Malvales, Malvaceae. The coding region runs from base 1 to 624 and encodes 207 amino acids. Gene Ontology annotation, molecular function: GTPase activity; GTP binding. The transcript has 5 exons. The record is from RefSeq and is a predicted model, not a curated record.